Molecule: messenger RNA, 1737 nt
Organism: Salmo salar (Atlantic salmon)
Lineage: Eukaryota; Metazoa; Chordata; Actinopteri; Salmoniformes; Salmonidae
Source: RefSeq, a predicted model, not a curated record
UCAGAUUGAGCUGAGCGCCUCCUGCUCUGCGCUACGCUACCGCCAGACGGACACACAUUCUUCCAUUCAGUCAGUCUGUUGGCUUGUCUGACGCUAAAGAGCAAGUCUACUAUAGUCUCCCCUCUCUCGGGAUUUGUUUUGAGAGAAACAGCGUUGUUUCUGUACAGCGAAAGAAAACAUGUGUAUAUAUUGGUCAUUUUGAAUGCGCUUGAGGAAAGUUACAUUUGACUAUUUUCUUGCAAAAACGCGGACACAAUGUGACAAUGUUGACCAGCAGACUGGGUUAUCCAUGACGGAUUGGUAAAGAACUGUUCAUUAAUCAAGGAAAAAGUGACGUGGAAAUGGGGAAACUUCAGUCCAAACAUGCGGGCAAACGUAGAGAGAACCCCGAAGGAGACAGUUUUGUUGUGAACGCUUUCCUCCGAAGAGCGAUGGAAGAAUGCGAGAGGUACAGCGCCUCAGAUCACAAACUGAACAACAUUCAGGAGUUUCCACAUAGUGAGCUGAAGGGUAGACAAUUCUUAGACCAUCACUGUCCCCUAGAGGUGGUUCUACCUCCAGAGAAGGCUGCUGAGGGCUGUGACAGUUACCUGCAGUACCCCCACACAGACCCAGGGCCAGACAGGCAGCUACUGAGAGGAGGGGACGCAGGCAAAGGCUCUGGGAAGAAACGCAUCAGCCUGGAUGACCUAGAGUGUGACGUAUCAGUGGAGGAAGAUAAUCGUCAGGAAUGGAUCUUCACCCUCUAUGAUUUUGACAACAGUGGCAAAGUUACUAAAGAGGACAUGUCCAGUCUGAUGCACACCAUCUAUGAUGUGGUGGAUGCCUCGGUCAAUCACUCGUCCUGCCACAGUAAGAGGAAGACCCUACGGGUCAAACUGACUGUCACACCAGAGCGCUGUCCUCGCAGGAGAGACCACAUCUCCACUGGACCAGACCGGGAGACGGCACGCCUUCACCAGGAGGAGGGACGAUCAGCAGACAGACGGCUUUCUUCUCACAUCAGGCCAGCCCACCCAGGUCAGAGCAGUGAGGGACAGCAUUACUGUGUGGAUGAGAACACUGAGAGGAGGAAUCACUAUCUGGACCUAGCUGGUAUAGAGAACUACACCUCCAGGUUUGAAGGAUCCACCCCUCCCCGCCCCCAGGAGACCCAUGUGCGGACCUCCCAGUCCCAGAACCGCUCCCGUUCCCAGGAGCCCGAGGCUCACGCCGCCCACCAGCGCCACUCGCAGGUCAUCGGUGAGAACUACACCCCUCUAGAAGCCCGGGUCGUGGCGCGUCACACUUCCUCAAGCUGGGGGCAUUACCCUCCUCAGCCUCCUCCACUCCAGACCCUGCUGCAUACAGGGAACUCCUCAUCUGGGGGUCACGGAGGUCAGGAUGUGUACCACCUCCCCUCCUCCAGCCACCACCAGCACCCUCUGCAACACAGCCAUAGCAAACGGCUCCGGGCCAAAGCCAGGGAGGGUCAGGGCCUGUCCCCGUCCAAAACGCCCCUGUCACCUCACUCCAAUCCCCAGCAGCAGCAGCAGCAGGCUCCCCCGCCUCCCCCUUGUCUUGAGAGGGAGAAGGAGAGGGAGCAGGUAUCUGGGCUGCACGGCAGCCCUGGGUCCUUUGUGUUGCCUUUGGUGCAGCGUCACGAGCACCGUCACCACCACGAACACCACCAUCACCACCACUACCACCACCACCACCAGACAUGACCCAAUAUGAGCCCAGUCACAGUAACAGUCA